AUGAUUGAUAAUCACAGAGGUUGGCAUGAGAUACUGCCAUAUGCUUUGUUGGGUUACCGAACGACUGUCAGAACAUCAGUUGGAGCUGCUCCAUAUUUCCUAGUAUAUGAAACAGAAGCAGUUAUACCUGCAGAAGUUGAAAUACCUUCAUUGAGAAUCAUCCAAGAAGCUGAAUUGGGUGAUGAUGAAUGGGUUCGCAAGCGGAUUGAUCUGUUAACAUUGAUUGAUGAGAAAAGAAUGGAUGAGUACAAAGGAAAAUUUGCACCAAAUUGGCAAGGACCCUACAUGGUUUGCAAAGUAUUAUCUGGAGGUGCCUUGGUCCUGUCGGAGAUGGAUGGUGCCGAAUGGCCAAAACCAAUCAACUCAAAUGCUGUCAUGAGAUACUAUGUGUGA
Solanum verrucosum is the source of this 393-nucleotide messenger RNA. RefSeq lists its product as uncharacterized. The coding region runs from base 1 to 393 and encodes 130 amino acids. Gene Ontology annotation, molecular function: nucleic acid binding. NCBI's taxonomy places the organism in Eukaryota, Viridiplantae, Streptophyta, Magnoliopsida, Solanales, Solanaceae. The transcript has 2 exons. The record is from RefSeq and is a predicted model, not a curated record.